Molecule: messenger RNA, 267 nt
Organism: Neurospora tetrasperma FGSC 2508
Lineage: Eukaryota; Fungi; Ascomycota; Sordariomycetes; Sordariales; Sordariaceae
Exons: 1
Coding region: 1-267 (88 amino acids)
Source: RefSeq, a predicted model, not a curated record
AUGUGCCAAUACUACGCCCACGUCUUCACCUGCAAACACGUCUCCCUCACCUUUGCCCGCUUCUGUCCCUCCGCCAGCAUGAUCCAGACCCGGUGCGGCGAGCGACAGAUCUGGCAGACGAUCCGAAUGGCCGAGUCUUGUGAGGAGUGUAAAGAUGGUGGUGGUGGUGGUAGUGGUGGUGGUGGUGAUAAUGGUGGUUGGAUUGAAGACGGCAGUGGGAGGAGUGUCGGUCAUGCGGCUGACACGACGACGGGGUGUAGGAAAUGA